GAUGUUUUGGCGGCUAGCAUCAUCUGCUAAGAAAACGGUGUUUUUAAAGGGAAACCAAGGUUGUUGAGGUCUGUGGUGGGCAGAGCAGGUUGAAGGUUGCUGCUGGUUGCAGGGCCCUGUGGAGCAGAAGAGCUGUGCCAUUCCCCCUUUUUUCCUCUCAUGUCUCCCCCUGUGUGUUUCCCUGUGUGUUAGUGACCCCCACCCGCCCCCCACCUGAUCCCCCCCCCGUCGUGUCGCCGCUCCCGCCCGAAGCCCCCCUCUCACCCCAUGCUUGGGCCAAAGCCAGCUCACUGCCAGCCCAAUGACUGCCUGGAUCGUCCUGCCUGUCAGCCUGUCUGCCUUCUCCAUCACGGGAAUAUGGAUCGUGUAUGCCAUGGCUGUGAUGAAUCACCACGUUUGUCCUGUGGAGAACUGGUCCUACAAUGUGACAUGCACAGAGGAGCUGCCUCGACCAGGCUUCCCCAAGACCUGCUGCACCAUCCAGGACAUCCCCCUCAUCAGUAAAUGUGGCUCCUUCCCUCCUGAAAGCUGCCUGUUCAGCCUGAUCGGCAACGUCGGAGCCUUCAUGGUGGUGAUGGUGUGCCUUCUGCGCUACGCCCAGGUGAUCGAACACAGCCACCGCUGCUGGGUCAACACCAGCGCUCUGGUGUCUGGCUGCACCAACGCUGUGGGUCUGGUCAUGGUGGGAAACUUCCAGGUUGAUCACGCCAAAUCUCUGCACUACGUGGGAGCCGGAGUGGCGUUUCCAGCAGGGCUGCUGUUUGUGUGUCUGCAGUGUGUGCUCACCUACCGGGUGGCCAUGACCGCCCUCGACUACUGGAUGGCCCACUUCAGAGUGGCUCUGGCACUGGGAGCUAUGGUCUCCCUCGUCCUCAGCGGCAUCUUCUUCAUCCACGAGAGCUUCAUCCUGCAGCACGCUGCCGCCAUCUGUGAGUGGGUCUUCACGGUGGACAUCCUGGUUUUCUACGGCACCUUCACAUACGAGUUCGGCACCGUCACCAGCGAGACCAUGAUGGCGGGCCUGCAGCAGAGUCACCACCACGGCUCAGGGGUGAUCAUAGGCCCCCGGGCGCGAGGCUCGACGAUGGGCGGGGCGACGAAGGGCCUCAAGUCUCCCGGAGGAAGCAGCACGUCGACACAUCUCAACUGUACCCCAGAGAGUAUAGCCAUGUUGUAGCUCUGCGUCGCAGUCCAAAGCUCUCAAACGUUACUGCGGAGGUGCUUCAUGGGCCCCACAGGAAGGCAGGACGUUCUGAUAACCAACACCAGGUUGUCCCAUCUGUACUGCUCUACUAUCUUUUAUUUGUUUUCCAGCAUUGGUGCAAACCACUUCAGCCAAAUGUCACGUUUUCUGUAGCGAUGUUGAGAGGAGGGCUGAAUGUGUGGAGCCGGUCUGAGCACUGGAACCGUGAAUGUUUUCAAAGAUGGCUGUUGAUUUCUUCACUUGAGUCACUUGUUUCUGAACCAGUUUUUUUAAUAACUGUGCAUCACUGGUGUGCCCACAACGUUUUUAAAAAAAAAUUCUCUCCCCACCGACCCAACGCUUGGCACGCCCACCUGUGUUGGCCUUUUGCUUUUCUCUGCACGGCACACUUUUUGAAUGAGAGAAUAACAAUUAACGUUUGAGUUUGUGUAGUGAGUAGAAAAUACUGAAUGUUUGAGAAGUGAGUAGUUAACAGUUACGUAUGUGUUUCAGGCUGUAAGCAUUCAGCCCUCAUUUAGUCAAUCAAGAGCAAACGAUCCGUCAAACGAUCUGCAAAAAUCACUUCACCCGACAGUUUGGUUCAUUUGGUCUCAGAUGAUUUUAACGGUGUUUUUUAUAUGAUUAUGUAUACGUGUAUCUGGAGCCACCGUCAUUCUUGAGAUCAUAAUCGAUUUCACUGACAUGUGAGUGCAGCUGCACAGGAAGCUACUGGUCACUUCUGUUCUAAUGUCCAGCGGCGAGUGAAUCUCAAUCACUUUGAACUGAGAAUCUCUGAAGUUGCCGUUCAGUUAUUGUUGCAUGAUCGGAUGAUUUCUUUCUAACAUUUACAUUUCAUCGACUGUCCUGUCCGGUGCAAUAAUCGCCAUCAAUCAUGUGCUCAUUUACGCUCCACUGGAGUGAAUAAUGCCUUUUGUCAGUGUGUUGGAUCUGAACACGGGGCUCUUUUUUUGUUUUCAAGGAAAAAGUGACACCCAGACGUUUGACGUGGUCUGAAUCUGCCAGUAAAACAAGCGUCUGUGUGAAGGUAAAACUCUGAACCUGACGCGUUCACAGAGCCCCAGUUCUCGUCCACACACUGAUUUAAUUCCAGGCUGGACCUUUGGAAGCCUUAUUUGAGUUUUGAGAAUAAUUUUUCUGUUAAAAUAUGAAGCAAUGUGUUAACUGAAAGUGAAUUUGAUGCUUGUAGACUUUGUGCCAUAAACCUCAUGGCGUCACGAUGGUGUCAGAACAGUGUCGGAGCAGAAAGCAGCCGACAGACUGAAGCGUGUUGAAGACUGUUUCUGUCAGCGUCAUGAACAAACAUCCAAAAUACUGAUUUCGUUUAACAGAACAACAGCAAUUUACUAAAACAUGGAGUAAGUUUAACAAAAUAAUGAGAAACGUUCUCCAGAUGAGUUUAUAUCCCAAAAUAUAUUCUGGUGCGAUCUCAGUUUCAAGAAAGUUUCAGUAUUUUAAGAUUGUAGCUCAUUAUUGAGGCAUCUCAGUAUUUUAAAGAAGUCAAAACGAGUUAGUAUCUAUAAAUAAUGAGAAACCUAAAAAAAAUACACUAUCAAAAUAAAAGGUUGGUAUCAAAAUAAGAGACUCAGUAUUUUUGAGGAAGUUUGAGUUGCUGUGUAAAAAUAUUGAGAAAAUGUUCGAGUUAUUAUCUCACUUCAAGAUUCUAGUCUGUUAUUUUGAGUUGAUCAUUUUGUGAUACUGUCGCACUUUGAGUCACCAACAUUAUUUAGAAAAGUUUCUCUGAAGUGACAAACUGAUUUUGAGAUUUUCUCAUUAUUUUGAAAAACUCUCAAAAUAACGUGAAACUUUCUCAAAAUAACGAGUUAAUAUCUCAGAAUCAUUUUGAAAACGUUUCACAUUAUUUUGAGAUGAACUUUCUCAGUGUGAUGAAUCACAGGAUUGUUUCUGUAACACUGACAGAAAAAGUCUCCCACAGAAGUGAAAACGUGUCAUGUUGAUGUUUUUGUUUGAUUUCCUGUUGCCAAUUUCUCUCAUAUUGAUCAUUAACUCAACACCAGACUGCCACAGACUGCCACUGCUCAGACUGAAGCUGAUAACUCCACCCGGUCGAGGUUUCACUCAGACGAACUUCUUGUUUUGUUUCACCACUCGCAGUAUUCUGCCCUUCAUCGUACCUGUAAUCACUGGAAGCCAGCAAUACACGUGUUUUAAAAGGUCACAUCACCUACCUCUUUUAUCUUUUGUGGGUUUGAUGUUCGGAGGUAACAGCUAGAGUUCCAACAUGUUCUUCUUUUUCAUCGGUUUCACCUUUUUUUUGUGCAAAUUAUUUAGCUUUCUUUCUGGGACAGCAGCAUCCUGAUCUUGCCAAAAAACGACUGGAGCCUUGGUUGUUGUUCUGUGUGUCGGCAGUAGGUGUGUGAGUGCACUGUUUUAGCCUUAUCCCUCGUACUGUGCCAGGGGAACAUGUUCGGCUUGUUUCUUUUUCUUUCUUUCUAUCUUUUUUUUUAAUCUUGUGUAGCCGAUUUUCACCAUACUGUAACUCAGUCACAAGGUGUGACUACAAACGGCAGCUUGUAUGAGCCCUCACAUCGGGGCCGGAUUACUUCUGUUACGCCAUCUUCCACAGGCCAAAACUUUAUGGUGGAGUUUCUUUCCUUUCUGUCCAAACAUACUAAACUGUCUCAUCUGGUGUGUUUGUUGGUUGGGCUGCCGACCUGUUCAUGUCUUGAACUCUAGCGACAACGACACAGAAACAGAAACGAGUUUAUAAAAACCUGUUAAGUCUUAUUUCCUGCAUUUGAAACAUGAGUAAGAGCCCGGUUACAGAGGAGUCCCCAAAAACAAGUCGACACAGAUGAUUUUGUUUCCUUUUAUAAAUUCUGUAAAUAUGUAUGAUUUGUCUAUCAUUUAGGUAUUUUCAUUUGACAGAGAUUUAUAUUCAAAUAUGAAAUAAAAAUGAUAAAUUAUUAGCAGAC
Messenger RNA from Acanthopagrus latus (yellowfin seabream), 4137 nucleotides. RefSeq names its product transmembrane protein 150A-like. Gene Ontology annotation, biological process: protein localization to plasma membrane. The record is from RefSeq and is a predicted model, not a curated record. Lineage: Eukaryota; Metazoa; Chordata; Actinopteri; Spariformes; Sparidae. The transcript is spliced from 8 exons. Bases 302 to 1177 code for a protein of 291 amino acids.